Molecule: messenger RNA, 1173 nt
Organism: Vombatus ursinus (common wombat)
Lineage: Eukaryota; Metazoa; Chordata; Mammalia; Diprotodontia; Vombatidae
Gene: LHX4
Product: LIM homeobox 4
Exons: 6
Coding region: 1-1173 (390 amino acids)
Biological process (GO): regulation of transcription by RNA polymerase II; neuron differentiation
Cellular component (GO): nucleus
Molecular function (GO): DNA-binding transcription factor activity, RNA polymerase II-specific; RNA polymerase II transcription regulatory region sequence-specific DNA binding
Source: RefSeq, a predicted model, not a curated record
AUGAUGCAGAGCUCGACCGUCACCACGGAAGGGUCUGUCAAGGGGCUCCCGGACAUCCUCGGUGUACCGAUGCAACAGAUCCCUCAGUGUGCCGGCUGCAAUCAGCACAUCUUGGAUAAGUUCAUCCUCAAAGUCUUAGACAGGCAUUGGCACGGCUCCUGUCUUAAGUGUGCAGACUGCCAGAUGCAGCUGGCCGACAGGUGCUUCUCCAGAGCGGGGAGUGUCUACUGCAAAGAAGACUUCUUCAAGCGCUUUGGGACAAAAUGCACGGCUUGCCAACAGGGCAUUCCCCCCACCCAGGUGGUACGUAAGGCCCAAGACUUCGUUUACCACCUCCAUUGCUUUGCCUGCAUCAUCUGCAACCGUCAGCUGGCCACAGGGGACGAGUUCUACCUCAUGGAGGAUGGGCGGCUUGUGUGUAAAGAGGACUACGAGACAGCCAAGCAGAAUGAUGACUCAGAAGCUGGAGCUAAGCGGCCUCGGACCACCAUCACAGCCAAACAGCUGGAAACACUAAAGAACGCAUACAAGAAUUCCCCCAAACCAGCCCGGCACGUGAGGGAGCAGCUGUCUUCCGAGACAGGGCUGGACAUGAGGGUUGUGCAGGUCUGGUUCCAGAACCGGAGGGCCAAAGAGAAGCGGUUGAAGAAGGAUGCUGGACGUCACCGCUGGGGCCAAUUCUACAAGAGCGUCAAGAGGAACCGGGGAGGCAGUAAGCAUGAGAAAGAGAGCUCUGCGGAGGACUGUGGGGUUAGUGACAGUGAGCUGAGUUUCCGAGAAGAUCAGAUUCUCUCAGAUCUCGGCCACACCAAUAGAAUUUAUGGCAAUGUGGGGGACGUUGCAGGCGGACAGUUAAUGAAUGGGAACUUCUCCAUGGAUGGGACAGGACAAUCUUAUCAGGACUUGAGGGAUGGGAGUCCUUAUGGAAUUCCCCAGUCUCCGUCUUCUGUAUCAUCCCUGCCAUCCCACACUCCAUUACUCAAUGGCCUGGAUUACACGAUGGACAAUCAUUUGGGAAUCAUUGCACGUGGAGGGCAGGGAGUGACCCAGACACUGAGAGUGAUGGCUGGGGGGCCUACCUCGGAUAUCUCUACAGGAAGCAGUGCUGGCUACCCAGACUUCCCAACCAGUCCAGCUUCCUGGCUGGAUGAAAUGGAUCACCCUCCUUUUUAA